This is a messenger RNA of Chinchilla lanigera (long-tailed chinchilla), 1816 nucleotides long. It is a transcript of the gene Eif2s3, whose product is annotated as eukaryotic translation initiation factor 2, subunit 3 gamma, 52kDa. Gene Ontology annotation, cellular component: cytosol; eukaryotic translation initiation factor 2 complex. Gene Ontology annotation, biological process: formation of translation preinitiation complex; positive regulation of translational fidelity. Gene Ontology annotation, molecular function: tRNA binding; GTPase activity; GTP binding. The transcript has 12 exons. NCBI's taxonomy places the organism in Eukaryota, Metazoa, Chordata, Mammalia, Rodentia, Chinchillidae. The record is from RefSeq and is a predicted model, not a curated record. Bases 40 to 1458 code for a protein of 472 amino acids.
AGGCGGCGGCCUCAGUGACUUCCUUCCUCUCCGGACAAGAUGGCGGGGGGCGAGGCUGGCGUGACUCUGGGGCAGCCGCACCUUUCUCGCCAGGAUCUUGCCACUUUGGAUGUUACCAAGUUGACGCCACUUUCGCAUGAGGUUAUCAGCAGACAGGCCACAAUCAAUAUAGGUACCAUCGGUCAUGUAGCUCAUGGGAAAUCCACAGUUGUAAAAGCCAUUUCUGGAGUUCACACUGUGAGGUUCAAAAAUGAACUAGAAAGAAACAUUACAAUCAAGCUUGGAUAUGCUAAUGCUAAGAUUUAUAAACUUGAUGACCCAAGUUGUCCUCGACCAGAAUGCUAUAGGUCAUGUGGAAGUGGUACACCUGAUGAGUUUCCUACAGACAUUCCAGGGACCAAAGGGAACUUCAAAUUAGUCAGACAUGUUUCCUUUGUUGACUGUCCUGGCCACGACAUUUUGAUGGCAACUAUGCUGAACGGUGCAGCAGUGAUGGACGCAGCUCUCCUGUUGAUCGCUGGUAAUGAAUCUUGCCCUCAGCCUCAGACUUCUGAACACCUGGCCGCAAUAGAAAUCAUGAAACUGAAGCAUAUUUUGAUCCUACAGAAUAAAAUUGAUUUGGUAAAAGAAAGUCAGGCUAAAGAACAAUAUGAACAGAUCCUUGCAUUUGUACAAGGUACAGUAGCGGAAGGUGCUCCCAUCAUUCCAAUUUCUGCCCAGCUGAAAUACAAUAUUGAAGUUGUUUGUGAGUACAUAGUAAAGAAAAUACCAGUACCUCCUAGAGACUUUACUUCAGAACCUCGACUUAUUGUUAUUAGGUCAUUUGAUGUCAACAAACCUGGUUGUGAAGUUGAUGACCUUAAGGGAGGUGUGGCUGGUGGUAGUAUCCUAAAGGGAGUACUGAAGGUGGGCCAGGAAAUAGAAGUCAGACCUGGUAUUGUUUCCAAAGAUAGUGAAGGAAAACUCAUGUGUAAACCAAUCUUUUCCAAAAUUGUAUCACUUUUUGCGGAACAUAAUGAUCUUCAGUAUGCUGCUCCUGGGGGUCUUAUUGGAGUUGGCACAAAAAUUGACCCCACCUUGUGCCGAGCUGACAGAAUGGUGGGGCAGGUCCUUGGUGCAGUUGGAGCUUUACCUGAGAUAUUCACGGAACUAGAAAUUUCCUAUUUCCUACUUAGACGGCUUCUAGGUGUACGCACUGAAGGUGACAAGAAAGCAGCAAAGGUCCAGAAGCUGUCGAAGAACGAAGUACUUAUGGUCAACAUAGGAUCUCUGUCAACAGGAGGGAGAGUUAGCGCUGUCAAGGCUGAUUUGGGCAAGAUCGUCCUGACUAACCCUGUGUGCACAGAAGUGGGAGAGAAAAUUGCCCUUAGCCGGAGAGUGGAGAAGCACUGGCGUUUAAUUGGUUGGGGUCAGAUAAGAAGAGGAGUGACAAUCAAGCCAACCAUAGAUGAUGACUGAAGAGUCCAAUAAUACAUCUGGAUGCAGCUGGAAUUUUCUGAAUAACCUAGGGGUAUAUUUUCAAAGCAAUACUAGGGAAAUAAUUUCACAGUUCAUUACCUUAGUAGAUAUCUGUAAGGUUACUCAUUUUUGGGUGAUGAAAAAUCUAACCUCUAGUACUAAUGUGAGGUCUACAAUAAAUGAAAAAGUUGGUUUAAUGUUGCAUUGAAUCUACAUUUUAGCAAAAGUUAAGCAUUUCCAAAUCAGGUCUAAUUUAUACACUGAAACAGGUUUGAAAUGCAAUUGCUACAACCAGCCUUCUCUGUAGCACACAUGCCACUGAACCUAUCUGAAAUAAAGUUCUUCUUCUUUUUCAUGA